CUUCCCUUCGGAGGUCAAGAGACCUAUGCCGCUGCCUCGCCCAACACACAGGCGCCCCCUGCCCAGGUACCGAACUUGACUAACGGCCUCUCGAGGUGUCUGGUGGGACUUGAAAUCCUCCUUCAAUGAAGUCACACCUUCUCCGUCCGCGCACACCCUGUCGGCCCAUGAGAGAGCCGCCAUGUAGCCCGGAAUCAGUUUGGCCCUUCCGGGAGGUCAGGGUCCUUACUAUCCCCACUCUCCAGUGCGACACAUUCGCUCCCCUAGGACUCCUGAAGGCGGCUGGCGGCGCUUCUCCUCCCCACCACUGCCCAGCCCAGCCCACUCUGCCCUCAGAGGCCCUUCUCCCCAAAGACACACUCCUGAAGUGUCGCCCUUGUGCAGCUGAGGAGCCUGGGAUCCCAGAACUGAACCAGUGAACCCCCACCCCACCCCGAAGAAUGGGUAAGACGUUUUCCCAGCUGGGCUCUUGGCAGGAGGAUGAGAACAAGUCAAUCCUGUCCUCCAAUCCAACCAUUGGCAGCAAGGCUGCCAGCUACUCCAGUACCAGUAGCAGCAAGUCUUUUUGUUCCCGUGUGCCUUGUGAAGGAACUGCUGGUGCCAGCUUUGUGACUUGUCCCACCUGCCAAGGCAGUGGCAGGAUUCCCCAAGAGCUGGAGAAGCAGUUGGUGGCUCUCAUCCCCUAUGGGGACCAGAGGCUGAAGCCCAAGCACACGAAGCUCUUUGUGUUCCUGGCGGUGCUCAUCUGCCUGGUGACUUCCUCCUUCGUCAUCUUUUUCCUGUUUCCCCGGUCCAUCCCUGUGCAGCCUGCAGGCCUCAACUCCUCCGCAGUGGCCUUUGGCGAGUCUGAUAUCCACCUCAACAUAACGAAUGUCUUAAAUAUCUUCAAUGGCAACUACUACCCCAUCACGUUGACGCAGCUGACUCUUGAGGUUCUGCACCUGUCCCUCGUGGUAGGGCAGGUUUCCAACAACCUUCUCCUACACAUCGGCCCUCUGGCUAGUGAACAGAUGUUUUAUGCAGUAGCCACCAGGAUACAGGAUGAAAACACAUACAAAAUCUGUACCUGGCCGAAAAUCAAAGUCCACCAUGUGCUUUUGCACAUCCAGGGCACCCUCACCUGUUCCUACCUGAGCCAUUCUGAGCAGCUCGUCUUCCAGAGCUAUGAAUAUGUGGACUGCCGAGGAAACGCAUCAGUGCCCCACCAGCUGACCCCUCACCCACCAUGACCUGUCUGCUGUCCCUGUACUCCAAGCACCUGUAACCCUGUUCUAUAUCUCCCACAACUCCCUGGUGACUAAAGAAGGACUAUAGAGGCUUUGCCAAAGGAGAAGCCCUGCUUCAUCACGCUCUUCCCUCGUCAGCACAGGGAGCUUGCUUUGAAGUUAACUUCAUACACACACACUCAUAUCCUUUGAGUCGCCCAGAUUCUUUCAGUGGCUUCAGAAUCUUUCAGAUUCUGCCCUUGGUUAGUCUUUUUUUUUUUGGUAGAGACAGAGAAUUUCACUGUUGGCCCAGGCUGGUCUUGAACUCCUGGGCUCAAGCAAUCCUCCCUUCUUGGCCUCCCAAAGUACUUGGAUUACAGAUGUGAGUCACUGUGCCUGGCUGGUCUUUCUUGGGGAAAAUCUGACCUGGCAUUUUCUUGAGGCACCUUACAUUCCUAGAAGUGGCACCUGCCCUUUCAAGUACUGAGCACCUGGUCAGUCUGAAGGGGCCACUUCACCCCAACUCCAUUGGGGCUCAUUCUACUGUCUGAAUAUAGAGAAAGCUGUA
Molecule: messenger RNA, 1773 nt
Organism: Cebus imitator (Panamanian white-faced capuchin)
Lineage: Eukaryota; Metazoa; Chordata; Mammalia; Primates; Cebidae
Gene: TMEM106A
Product: transmembrane protein 106A
Exons: 8
Coding region: 441-1229 (262 amino acids)
Source: RefSeq, a predicted model, not a curated record